GGCCGAAAGCUCAGGAUACUCAGACUGCUGCAGAGUCUCGUACGUGUAUUCUACGGGUGCAAGCUCUGAAAGGAAGAAAUUGGAGCUUGCGCAAAACAGAGACCAAUAUGGAUUCCCACUGCGUCCAUAAAUGACACGUCUUUUGUUGAAGCGUCGAGUUAGGGAUAGUAGCUGACGCGCUAAACCGUCUGUUAUCUGUGAUUGGGUUAGUUUGACUGUUAUGCAACGUGUGUAGGAGAGAGGGAGAGAGAGAGAGAACUUGCGAAGCAACAUGUCUCAGGAAUAUAUUUACGCCUGUCAAAGAGCGGAACUUUUGGGUCUGCCAACUCCGAGCGAAGAGGAAUGGGCGAAGUCGCAGAAAGACAUUCAGAGGAAUUUGAAUGAGGAAUUGGAGGACGAAGAGGACAGGAUUGCUGUGGAUCUGGAUCAGAAGGAUGAAAGUCUUCGAGGUGUUACUGGUGGACUUGAUGAAUUAAAUAGUAUCCUUAAUGCGACACAGAAAAAGAUCAACAGAUUUAAGACUGUUUGUGGCAGUCUUACAAACAUCUUGAAGGUUCGCGUCAGUUCACGCAACGGUACACCAGAUCACAGGCCGCUAAAAGCAAAUCCGGAUGCGGAAGAGGCUACUCCUGAUAUUUUAAUUGCUGAUGAAAAUAUAACUGUGGAAACGACGGAGCAGGUGGAUCAAGAGGAUCCAGGAAAUUCUGUAAAUUCAAAAAGUGCUAUGACUGGCAGGAAAAUUGAUAUCAAUCAGAAAGUCGAAUCUCAUAUUGAUAAACUUGAUUCUCUUAUCACUAAAGCGGAAAAGGCUCAGUACAGCAUGCAGUGUCAAACGAAGGAGAUGAAGAAAUUCCUUAAGUAACUGAAAUGACAAGGAAAGUAAAUAGAUUAAUUAUUUUUUCUCAUAAAAUUCAAUAUCAUUCGUGAUAUGAGUGGCUGGCAAGGAUUAUUUGGAUUAUAAUCAAAAUUGUAUCGCGUGAGGAAAUUGCGAGGAUAUUUAAUAAUGCGACUAGAGUAACUAUCGAAAUAAAUCGUAUUGAGUGAAGGAAGAAAUGUUUUCCAAAAUUCAAGACACAUGCCGGUGCUUGUUAUAUAUAUCAAUCGUUAAGUAGAUUCUGUUUAGCUAUUGUUGACAAUGAUGAUGAUUAUAAGAUUUAUAUUGAAGACUACAAAUAUUUGCUAUACAAUGUUUUGCAAUCGAAAGGGGAUGAUUAUUACUGAACUAACGAAUUUGCUUGUUGUGCAGCGUUUUCCUAUAUCUUCAAAAAUAUAAUACAGCAUACGUAUGUCUAUUGCAAAUAACAAUUAACACGCUAUAGUGAAUCUAACCGCUUACAUGUCUAAUUUUACGGGACACAUGUGUUGCAUUAACAGAUUUCACGGUAAUUUAUAUAGUCAAUAUAGUUAAUGAACGUUGCAAUUUACCAUCAUGACACAAGUAAGAUACUGAUAACAGAACGCUAAUUAAUUAUGUUAAUCAAUGCCUUCAAUUCGCCAAGGAAUUUGGCAAUAUGCUUAUAAUGCUAUUGAUACUGAUAUUAUAAUGAUAUUGAUCUUCCAAUCUCUGCAACCUUAUACUAUUAUUUGUUAAAAUAAGUGUUAACAAGGAUAAAAUCUUUAGAAGUAA
Cephus cinctus (wheat stem sawfly) is the source of this 1627-nucleotide messenger RNA. RefSeq lists its product as uncharacterized. Bases 272 to 862 code for a protein of 196 amino acids. The transcript is spliced from 3 exons. Lineage: Eukaryota; Metazoa; Arthropoda; Insecta; Hymenoptera; Cephidae. The record is from RefSeq and is a predicted model, not a curated record.